Cricetulus griseus (Chinese hamster) is the source of this 6999-nucleotide messenger RNA. The record is from RefSeq and is a predicted model, not a curated record. Lineage: Eukaryota; Metazoa; Chordata; Mammalia; Rodentia; Cricetidae.
AUGGGGACACCAGGCAGGAAAAGGCCAUGCUUGCUGCUGCUGGUGCUGGCCACAGUGGCCCUGGUCUCCUCUCCAGGAUGGAGUUUUGUUCAGGGAACCCCAGCCACCUUUGGUCCUGUCUUUGAAGACCAGCCUGUAGGCCUGCUAUUCCCUGAGGAAUCCACAGAGGAUCAGGUGACACUGGCAUGCCGUGCCCGAGCUAGUCCUCCAGCCACCUAUAGGUGGAAGAUGAAUGGCACUGAUAUGAACUUGGAACCCGGUUCUCGUCACCAGCUGAUGGGGGGCAACCUGGUCAUCAUGAGCCCCACCAAGGCACAGGAUGCCGGUGUCUACCAGUGCCUAGCCUCAAACCCAGUGGGCACUGUCGUCAGCAAGGAGGCUGUCCUUCGCUUCGGCUUUCUGCAGGAAUUCUCCAAGGAAGAGAGAGACCCCGUGAAAACCCAUGAGGGCUGGGGGGUGAUGCUGCCCUGUAACCCACCUGCCCACUACCCAGGUUUGUCCUAUCGCUGGCUCCUCAAUGAGUUCCCCAAUUUCAUCCCAACGGAUGGGCGCCACUUUGUAUCCCAGACCACAGGAAACCUAUACAUCGCUCGGACCAAUGCCUCAGACCUGGGCAACUAUUCUUGUCUGGCCACCAGCCACAUGGACUUCUCCACCAAGAGUGUCUUCAGCAAGUUCGCGCAGCUCAACCUGGCUGCUGAAGAUCCCCGGCUCUUUGCUCCCAGCAUCAAAGCCAGGUUCCCCCCAGAGACCUAUGCACUGGUUGGGCAGCAGGUCACCCUGGAAUGCUUUGCCUUUGGGAACCCUGUUCCCAGGAUCAAGUGGCGCAAAGUGGAUGGUUCUUUGUCCCCUCAGUGGGCCACAGCAGAGCCCACCCUGCAGAUCCCCAGCGUGAGCUUUGAAGAUGAGGGCACCUAUGAAUGUGAGGCAGAGAAUUCUAAGGGCCGGGACACCGUCCAGGGACGCAUCGUUGUGCAGGCUCAGCCCGAGUGGCUCAAGGUGAUCUCAGACACAGAAGCGGACAUUGGCUCCAACCUGCGUUGGGCCUGUGCAGCGGCAGGCAAGCCUCGGCCCAUGGUGCGCUGGCUGAGAAAUGGGGAGCCUCUGGCCUCCCAGAACCGGGUGGAGGUCUUGGCUGGGGACCUGCGAUUCUCUAAGCUGAGCCUGGAGGACUCUGGCAUGUACCAGUGUGUGGCAGAAAAUAAGCAUGGUACCAUCUAUGCCAGUGCUGAGCUGGCUGUGCAAGCCCUGGCCCCUGACUUCAGGCAGAACCCUGUGAGACGGCUGAUCCCCGCAGCUCGAGGGGGAGAGAUCAGCAUCCCCUGCCAGCCUCGAGCAGCCCCAAAGGCUACAAUACUUUGGAGCAAGGGCACUGAGAUUUUGGGGAACAGUACCAGAGUGACGGUAACUUCAGAUGGCACCUUGAUUAUCAGAAACAUCAGCCGAUCAGAUGAAGGCAAAUAUACCUGCUUUGCUGAGAAUUUCAUGGGCAAAGCUAACAGUACUGGGAUCCUGUCUGUGCGCGAUGCAACCAAGAUCACUCUAGCCCCUUCAAGUGCUGACAUCAAUGUGGGUGAUAACCUGACACUACAGUGCCAUGCCUCCCAUGACCCCACUAUGGAUCUCACAUUCACCUGGACCCUGGAUGACUUUCCCAUUAACUUCGAUAAGCCUGGAGGUCACUACCGGAGGGCCAGUGUGAAGGAAACUAUUGGGGACCUGACUAUCCUGAAUGCCCAGCUACGCCAUGGAGGGAAGUACAUGUGCAUGGCCCAGACAGUGGUGGAUGGAGCAUCCAAGGAGGCCACAGUCCUGGUCCGAGGUCCUCCAGGUCCCCCUGGGGGUGUGGUGGUGAGAGACAUUGGAGACACCACUGUCCAGGUUAGCUGGAGUCGUGGCUUUGACAAUCACAGCCCUAUUGCCAAGUACACGCUGCAAGCUCGAACUCCACCUUCCGGGAAGUGGAAGCAGGUUCGGACCAAUCCUGUGAACAUCGAGGGCAAUGCUGAGACUGCCCAGGUGCUGGGUCUCAUGCCUUGGAUGGACUAUGAGUUUCGGGUUUCAGCCAGCAACAUCUUGGGCACUGGGGAGCCCAGCGGGCCCUCUAGCCGAAUCCGGACCAAGGAAGCAGUCCCCUCGGUGGCACCAUCAGGACUCAGUGGAGGGGGCGGAGCCCCCGGAGAGCUCAUCAUCAAUUGGACUCCCAUGUCACGGGAGUACCAGAAUGGAGAUGGCUUCGGCUACCUGCUGUCCUUCCGCAGGCAAGGCAGCUCCGUUUGGCAGACUGCCCGGGUGCCUGGUGCUGAUGCCCAGUACUUCGUCUACAGCAACGACAGCAUCCAUCCCUACACACCCUUUGAGGUCAAGAUCCGAAGCUACAAUCGCCGGGGGGAUGGGCCCGAGAGCCUCACUGCACUAGUGUACUCAGCAGAGGAAGAACCCAGGGUGGCCCCUACCAAGGUCUGGGCCAAGGGGUCCUCAUCUUCAGAGCUGAAUGUGAGCUGGGAGUCUGUGCAACAAGACACGAAUGGCAUUCUCCUGGGAUACGAGAUUCGAUACUGGAAAGCCGGAGACAAUGAGGCAGCUGCAGAUCGAGUGAGGACCGCAGGGCUAGACACCAGUGCCCGAGUCACUGGCUUGUACCCCAACACAAAGUACCAUGUAACUGUCAGGGCCUACAACCGGGCCGGCACUGGACCAGCCAGCCCUUCAGCCGAUGCCAUGACCAUGAAGCCCCCACCACGGAGACCUCCUGGCAACAUCUCCUGGACUUUCUCAAGCUCCAGUCUCAACCUUAAGUGGGACCCCGUGGUACCUCUCCAAAAUGAAUCCACAGUCACAGGCUACAAGAUGCUGUAUCAGAAUGACUUACAUCCAACUCCUACUCUCCACCUCACCAGCAAGAACUGGAUAGAAAUCCCAGUGCCUGAAGACAUUGGCCACGCCCUGGUACAGAUUCGAACUACAGGGCCGGGAGGGGAUGGGAUCCCAGCAGAAGUCCACAUCGUAAGAAAUGGAGGCACAAGCAUGAUGGUGGAGAAUGCAGCAGUCCGUCCCACCCAUCCUGGCCCCAUGUUCUCCUGUGUGGUGAUACUGACGCUCAUUGGCUGCCAGAAGCUCUGAUCUUAUCACUGCCUGCCACACCCAAGCUGGACACCCACCCUAACGGACACAGCCACUGGCCACACCCCCCUUCCAAUGCCACGGUGGUCCAACACUGUGCCUGAGAGUGGUUGGCUUAGAUACCUACCCCCAACAGUACCCUUUAUGGAGGAGGUAGGGUAUUUCUAGCCUGCCACAAGAUAGAAACCAUGCAAGGGAAUUUUCUUUGAAUCAGGAGGCACUGGGUAGUGACUUCCAUGAUAACACUAGGCCCAGUGCCUGGACCACUUGGAUCCUAGACAGAAGGAACAGGCCUUUGGACAGAAAGCAUUUAAUAUACAUUUUCAGAUCAAGCAGAUCUGGGGCCACACGUGGGCAUUGCCAUCUGAGAUCAGAGUCCCGGGCCCAGCAGGAACACAGGCAACAGUGGGCUGAAAACCUGGGAUAUCAUUUGCCCUCUGUGAAGCAGAGGGAGCUCUUCUAGUCCUCGCUGGACAAGCAGCGCCGCUGGUCCUGGCAUGGUCUUCCAUGGCUCCCCGGCAGUCCUUCCUGCUUGGUACCCAAGGGCCCCAGGCUACUGGGGAGAGGAGCUCAAAGGGGUUGAGAGGCUACAGCCCCUGACAGAAAGGGCACCUGCCUGGGCCCAAGGCCAUGCACCAUGCAGGUGGCACUGCCCUCUCAGCCAGCACUGCCAACCCAAUCCUGUCACACUCGAGACUGAAUGACAUAGUGACAGAGCCACUCCAGGUUGCUAGGUGACUAAAGGGCUUGUCUCGAGGAGUUGCCUUGCCCCAUCGAGAUGCCUCUUUCUUGGCCCCUCCAGGGUGUGGGCAGGAGAUGUCCAGCUGAAUGCCACUCUCUUCCCUUCAGCUCUGCUGCAGAUCUAUGCCUGCCUCCACCUCCCAUAAUUGCAGGCCCUGGAAACAAACCCUCAACACAAAAUCUAUUCUUUGUCCUGGGAUGAAAAGGCCUCUGAGAAGGGCCAGCAUCAAUGUGGCCCUGCCUGCUUCCAGGAGUACUCUCCACCACCUGGCCACAUCUGCUCCCCCAAACUGCCUUGACUACUCUGAUUCCCCAGAAGAAAACGGGGCUAAUAAAGGGGGCAGCCUACCUUGAGUUCGGGGUACAUUACCAGUGACAGGCCAGACUACCAGACCUGAGGAGGCCUUAUAGCCUGGCUGACCCAUACCCUGCCUGCACUUAACAGACGAGGAAAUGUUGGUCCAGAGAGGGUUAGGGACUUCCUCAGGUCACAUGGCUUGGCCAAGCACCAGAGUCUCCUGCCUGCCGGUGGGAGGUGUUGAGAAAGGAGGCGUGGCGCUGAGCAGCCACAGCCUGGUCACUAAGGUGGCUGAUGCCUCUGAAGGAUGAGUCCUCUGCUCGGAAGGUUCCUGCUGGUGAGAAGAUCAGUAUGGAUGCCCAGUCCAGGCAGAUUCCAGGAGUCAUCAGCCAUCUGAGACAGGCUUCUGCUGGGAACUCAGCAAGUGGCACUGGUUGGAAGCCUCUCAGGCCCUCAUCUGUGCUCCAAGAAGAGAGGCCAAAGCAAGGACAGAGUUCCUGAGACCGGGACCCUGUGGCAGCACGACCAGGAAACCCCAGUGUCUACACCCUAGGCCCACAGGAGCAGCAGAGCAAGAGCCUCAAGAGGCACUGGCCCUGCAACUCCAGGGCCCAUUUCUGUAGUUUACAGUUAGAGCUCUAUUUUGUUAUGGUUUUUUAAACUUUAAGCUCUGCUCUGUUUUCCUGGGCAGGUUUAUGUUAGUAAUUACCCACUACAAUUUUUUAAAGAUGUACACUUGCACUCCUCCCUACCACCCCAAACCUACCCCUAGCUAGGGACUGCUUUCCUGGAGCUGAUCCAGUACUCUUCCCCUGAUCCCGGCACCUCACCUACAAGGGUGCUAGGGGCUCAGCCAUGUGCUCAUUCUCACUCACCGGGACCCCACAGUUAGUCUAGAUCCUUCUCCACCCCAUGCUGGCUGAAAUUUGGCUCCAGGCAAGCUCUGGAAAGUCCCACCUAAUCCUAGAAAGGGGCAACAGAAAGAAACCUCCCAAUAUUUACCUAUUUCUCACUGCCUUGGGCUACAGGAGGGACACUAGAGAAGUGGAUGUCUAAGGUGAGCUGGUUUGGCACUGGACCUAGCUAGGGAGAUGGGAGGCUCCUAAGGGGGAUGCAGCCCCUAAGCUUUUCUUCUAUCAAGGUCCAUGAGAAGCAGGCAAGCUGCUGGAAGACCCAGGAGAGGAAAACUUUAGCCCUGUGCAGGUAGAAUUUCUUUGGAGGGCUUGAAGCUUAGGGCUUCAGGUGGAGUGUUAGCUACGGUGUAACAAAGUCACAGGUGACCCCCCAACAUGUAAGCUUGUACAUGGAAAAAGACUUGCUGAGGAAACUUGGGCCCUAACUGGCUUGGAAAAGGCUAGAUUAAAUAGCUUCUCUGAGACCCUUCCUGGACAAGGGCCCUCCUGAUUUUUAUAGGCUGGGGAAACUGGUGGACUUGCUCUUGCUAUGGUCAUGACUUCUUUCAUGAGAUUCCAUCCAUUCACACUAAACCACAAAGGGACAGCCACAAACAAGUACUCUGCUUGGGUUUAGCAGGCAAGAAAUGUACCUAAGGGCUAGGGACAGAGCUACCUGCUCUCUCUUGGGUUGGGAGAUGCUCUCUGUUCUGUCCAUACAAGGACUCAGGCCACCACUGAGCUAUCUCCUUGUCAUCGGAUGGUGUGGAUGAGAGUGGUUUUGCUGUCUAGGGUAGCAGGUGAGCCCAACAAUGGGGGGGGGGCAGUGAGGCUACGAGGUGGGGAUGAGAGGCUUGACAAAGAACAGGACAGAAUGAAGCCAAGGUCAGAAAAGUCUUAAAAGAAUGAGGAAGGGGCUUCAUUUUGAGUAAGCUUUGAAGAACUUUGAGUGUUCUUGCGGGAUCUUGGAUGGGAGAAAUCCUGAUUGGAGGGUGGGAGGUGCUGAGUCCUUCUGGAGCUCAGAUAUUAAGAAUCAAAAUGCCUAACACAGGAAAGCCUUAGAGGUGCCAUCUGCUAUGGUCCCUACAGCUUAAAAAAGCCAUCAAAGGGAAUGGUCCACCACAGAGCAGUCCUUACACACUAGUGCCUUCCCCAGGGGGCAUUGCCUCUCUGCAGUCCCCAAAAGCCAUUCUCGCCUGUGCUCUGGCCAAGAGCUCAGUGUGGCUAGUGAGGCUUUACUCCCUUCAUGCCUUUCCCAGCAACCCAGGCACCUUUUCUUUUCCUAGUGUCAAAUAGCCAUCAGGGCUCCUGCAUGCCAGGGGGAGAGCAGUGUCCUCAUUCCUAUUACUGGUUCAAGUGUGGUGUUCUGUCUUGCUAGCUGAGACCAAACUUGGUGAGGGGAAUCUCCAGGUGGAAUUUAGAGGGACCCUAAAGGACCUCAAGAAGCUCACAGGAAACAGUGCUGGUAGCUGGGGAUGGGGUUGUACCUCUUGAACCUGUACAUAUGGUCAUAGGCUUUGGGAAAGCAGGGCAUUAAAGAAAAACUGGAGAGGGAACAAAAUGGGUCAGACAGCUUUGUCCAGAGUGCAGGUUGCCGCAGAGACUCACAGCCCAUAGUUUCUUUAGAGGAGAUGAGACUCAACCUGCCUUGGCACCUGACACCUCCAACUUAGCCUCCAUGUCAGAGCCUGUGCAGCUCUGAUCUCAGGGCUCCAUUGGACCACUGAUGACAGUUCCUGUUCAAAUGCAGCCCCACCUACCCACCCCACUCUUGUAAUAGUUAUUUAUUGAUUCUGAUAGCAAGCAGUUCUUAAUAAAGAUGUUUUUUUCAACCUGCCCAGGCAGCUGGGUCCUUCUCACCUCACUGAAGUGUGCUUCCUGGGCUUGUUCUGCAACCAGUACAUCCACCUUUCACUCUGAGGAAGCUGCACACCAUACAGCUGA